Salmo salar (Atlantic salmon) is the source of this 3463-nucleotide messenger RNA. It is a transcript of the gene foxred2, whose product is annotated as FAD-dependent oxidoreductase domain containing 2. Gene Ontology annotation, biological process: ERAD pathway. Lineage: Eukaryota; Metazoa; Chordata; Actinopteri; Salmoniformes; Salmonidae. The record is from RefSeq and is a predicted model, not a curated record. Gene Ontology annotation, molecular function: flavin adenine dinucleotide binding; monooxygenase activity. Gene Ontology annotation, cellular component: endoplasmic reticulum lumen.
ACUGUGGUAUGCUGGAGUGUCGUAUCAAGGGAUGGGGCUCCGUUAUGAAAUUCCGACUAUAGGUUGUUGGAGAGUUUUAUUUACAGACCAAAUGCAAAAUGAUAUGGGAUUAGAUGAGAGGGAACCACUGCAGUGAAAGGUCAUGGAUUCCCCUAUCCUUCUUCUACUAGCCCUCCUGGUCGCCCUGGUCCAAUGUUUUCCUGAUGACUACCACAGUCACAACAGCACCCGUCACCAUGACUACUGUGUGCUUGGAGCUGGGCCCGCUGGCCUUCAGAUGGGUCACUUUCUCUCCAAGAGUCAGAGAGAUUACAUCAUCUUGGAGAGGAACUCGGGGCCAGGGAGCUUCUUCAAUAUAUACCCUCGACACAGGAAACUCAUCAGCAUCAACAAGAUCUACACAGGAAGGCGGAACCGCGAGUUCAACCUUCGUCACGAUUGGAACUCCCUCCUGAGUGACAGGCCCGACCUGCUGCUUCAGCGAGUCAGCCGGGAGCUCUACCCAGACGCAGACUCAUUCCCCCGCUACCUCUCCAUGUAUGUGAAGGAGCUGGGGCUGAAGGUCCAGUAUGGGGUGGACAUCGGGAAGAUCAGGGCCUCAGAGUCUGAAUCACCUAGAGGCAGGGGAUACAUACUGACUGACCAGCAUGGACUGGACUAUACAUGCAGAGUCCUCCUGGUGUCCACAGGACUGUGGGAUCCUCAGAAGGUCCAGUUUGAGGGCUCAGACCUGGUGGAGGGCUAUGAGUCCAUCCCUGUGGACCCAGAGGAGUAUAAGGACCAGGCCGUGCUGAUCCUGGGUAAGGGGAACUCAGCAUUUGAAACAGCUCAGAGCAUCCUGGGUCGGGCCAGCCGGAUCCAUCUCUACAGCCCGAGCCCGGUCCGCCUAGCCUGGCAGACACACUACGUCGGAGACCUCAGAGCUGUGAACAAUGAGCUGCUAGACACGUACCAGCUAAAGUCCCUUGAUGGGCUGGUGGAGGGAGGCCUUGAGGACAUUGCUAUCGUCAGAAAUGGAGAGGAUGAAAAGAAGCGCUCAGGCAGAAAGAAGAAGUGCAGAUCCAGUGGGAAGGAAAAGCGUGGCAAGUUGUUCCUUACUCUAGCUGAGCUACUGGACAGUUCGGAUGGGAAGAACAGUUCAAAGGUCACAGCGACAAACCUACCUGUGUACCACAAUGACAACUUCUCUCUCCGCCAGCCAUAUGAUCGUGUGAUCCGCUGCCUGGGGUUCCGGUUCAACUUCAGCAUCUUUGAUGGCUCUGCCCGCCCACCAAGCAGUGAGGGUGCCAGGGGGCGGUUGCCAGGGGUGACAGCCUGGUACGAGGGGCGGGGAACCCCAGACCUUUUUGUUCUGGGGACGGCUGCCCACUCAAGAGACUAUCGCUCUUCUGCAGGGGGGUUCAUCCAUGGCUUCCGAUACACAGUGCGUGCUGUACAUAGAGUCCUUGAGCUGCGUUACCAUAACAACUCCUGGCCAGCAAUCAAACUGUCAAUCAGUCAGCUGCAGUCCUGGCUGUUGAGGAGGGUCAAUGAGGCCUCCGGACCGUACCAAAUGUUUGGGGUACUUGGAGACAUCAUUUUACUAAGAGGCUCUCACUGUGAGUAUCUGGAGGAGUUUCCCCUCCAGGCCCUGCCCCAGUUCUCUUCUCUGUCUGGCCACCAGCUCUCCAAGCAUGGGCUGCUGGUUCUGGUUCUACAGUACGGGCUGAACCGCACAGACUCACUGGGCCCUGGGAGGGCAGAGUCAGAGUGGACCCGUGCCUGGAGGUCCAACUUCCUCCACCCUGUUCUAUAUUACUACGACAAACUUCCCACUAAGAGGGACAUGAGACACCGUCCUGUUGGCUGGCCACUGCCACGGCCCAAGGCAGUGCAUCACAUGAUCGAGGACUUCUUGACUGAGUGGGAUGGGCCCAUCUCUCACAGCCAGCCACUGCGGCGCUUCCUGGAACACUGUCUCCACACUGACCUCAGGGCCUUCUAUGCAGAGUCAUGUUUCCGCUUUUCCCUUACCAAUCGAAAGCCACCCCUGUUUUGUCGUCAGGGAUACCUGAGGAAGCAUGGGGUUGUUAGGAAUAGUCAGCUGUGGCAGCAUGCCCAUGAAGCUGGGCUAAUGCUUGGAGGACAGGACUCUGCAUCCCCAGACACAGACCCAGCGUUCCCUGAUUACCUUACACGAGCUGGAGCCUCAGUGUCCUCUGCAAUAAACCUUGACUUCUGAUUGUUUACCCAAGGAUCCCAAAACUAAGCCUAUGACAGUUUUGAUGUCCCAAGACAUUCUCUACCUCUCAUUAUAAUGUCUAUGAAUAUAUACAGUAUAUACAGAGUCUACAAAACAUUAAGAACACCUUCCUAAUAUUGAGUUGCACCCCCCUCCCUCUUUUGCCCCCAGAACAGCCUCAAUUUUUCGGGGCAUGGACUCUACAAGGUGUCAAAAGUGUUCCACAGGGAUGCUGGCCCAUGUUGACUCCAAUGCUUCCCCCAGUUGUGUCAAGUUGGCUAGAUAUCUUUUGGGUGGUGGACCAUUCUUGAUACACACAGGAAACUGUUGAGUGUGAAAAACCCAGCAGUGUUGCAGUUAUUGACACAAACCGGUGUGUCUGGCACCUACUACCAUACCCAGUUCAAAGGAACUUAAAUAUUUUGUCUUGCCCAUUCACCCUCUCAAUGGCACACACACAAUCCAUGUCUCAAUGCUUAAAAAUCCUCCUCCCCUUCAUCUACACCGAUUAAAGUGGGUUUAACAAGUGACACCAAUAAGUGUGUCAUGGAAAGAGCAGGUGUUCUUAAAGUUGUGUACACUCAGUUUGUAUAUACAGUACCAGUCAAAAGUUUGGACACACCUACUCAUUCACACCUACUCAUUCUUUAUUUUUACUGUUUUCUAAAUUGUAGAAUAAUAGUGAAGACAUCAAAACUAUGAAAUAACACAUAUGGAAUCAUGUAAUAAUCAAAAAAGUGUUAAACAAAUCUAAAUAUAUUUUACAUUUGAGAUUCUUCAAAGUAGCCACCCUUUGCCUUGAUGACAGCUUUGCACACUCUUGGCAUCCUCCCAACCAGCUUCAUGAGGUAGUCACCGGAAUGCAUUAUUCUGCAAUGUAGAAAAUAGUAAAAUAAAGAAAAACACUUCAAUGAGUAGGUGUGUCCAAACUUUGACAGUAUAUUCCAAAUAUUUUUGAUUGAACAACCAUCCUGAUUCCUCUGAGAGUUGACAGCUUAUCCCAUUUUAUUCCUUAAAUCAUAUUUAUAUAUUACACUAAAUUGUGGAAUGUUUUAGAUUUAGAUUUGAAUGUGUGUACAAACAGUAUGGGUGAUGUUGGGUUUUCAUUACAUGGUCAUCUAUGAAUUAUGCAUUAUUUAUUUUUUAUACUAUUUGUGUAGGCCUACUACUGUUAUUUAUCUGCUUACUUUAUUUUAUGUUGCAACAGAUAUAGGACAUUAAAGAGAGAGAACAUAAAACUCA